This is a messenger RNA of Dentiscutata heterogama, 208 nucleotides long. The record is from the annotation of a GenBank genome assembly. NCBI's taxonomy places the organism in Eukaryota, Fungi, Glomeromycota, Glomeromycetes, Diversisporales, Gigasporaceae.
AUGGAACUGGAAGAGGAAGAAGAAAUGAGCAUUGAUGGCAAAGAACAACCUGAUACUAGCAGUAAAAAACAUUCCAAUAAAGAUACAGAUGUCAACUCAUCUACGCCCAAGAAGAAGGCAAAGAAAGCAGUUAGAAGAGAAGAUUCGCCCAUUUUGAAAAAGCUUAUCAAGGAAUUGUCUGCUUCAAUUUCACAGCAAAGCUCUUCUG